GGCACCCGCGUCGGCCGGGGACUCCUUGCGCUCCCGUGAGCUCUUCACGUUGCUGCUGCUGUUGCUGCUGCUGUUGUUGUUGUUGUUGCUGCUGUUUAUCAUGUGUCGCUGCUUGCUCCCCCUGCUGCUGCUGCUUGUGCUGCUGCGUGGCCGUGCGGGCGCCUACUUCUCUGAGGAGAGGAGCGUGUCGGAGUCGGGGCCCCGUGCGCCGACGGUGCUGCUGGCGCUGCUCGCCAGGAACGCCGCGCGGAGCCUCCCCUACGCCCUGGGCUGCCUGGAGAGGCUCGACUACCCCAAGGACCGCAUGGCGCUCUGGGUGGCUACGGACCACAACAUCGACAACACGACUGCGGUGCUCAUGGAGUGGCUGAUGGGCGUGCAGAAGAUGUACCACUACGUGGAGUGGAGGCCCUUGGCAGAGCCCCUGUCGUACCUCGACGAGGUGGGCCCCAAGCACUGGUCAGCGUCGCGCUACGAGUACGUCAUGAAGCUCAGGCAGGGCGCCCUCAACACGGCGCGCGAGCGAUGGGCCGACUACAUCUUCUUCGUGGACGUUGACAAUUUCCUGCUGAACGAGAAGACGCUGUCAUUCCUCGUGGCUCAGAACCGCACCAUCGUGGCGCCCAUGCUGGACUCGCGCACUGCCUACUCCAACUACUGGAGCGCCAUGACCGAGCAGGGCUACUACAAGAGGGCGCCCGAGUACCUGCCUGUGCGGGAGCGGGAGCGUCUCGGCUGCUUCCGCGUGCCCAUGGUGCACUCGACGUUCCUGAUCGACUUGCGCCGCGAGGCGUCGCGCCUCAUCAGCUUCUAUCCCCCGCCGCCCAACUACGCCUGGCCCUUCGACGACAUCAUCGUCUUCGCCGCCUCCUGCAAGCACUUCGGUGUGCCCAUGUACAUCUGUAACCAGCAUCGCUUUGGACACCUGGUGGUGCCAGGGAAGGCAGAGAUCACGCUGCAGGACGAUGUGGACAUGUUCAUUCACACCCAUCUGGAGAUCAUGGUGGAAGAGCCUCCGAUGAAGCCAUCGCAGUACAUCCACAUGCCGGAGAGGGAGCUCGACAAGAUGGGCUUUGACGAGGUGUACAUGAUCAACCUGAAACGUCGUCCCGAGCGGCGGGUCCGCAUGCUGCGAUCGCUCGAAGAGCAGCAAAUACAGUGCAAGGUGGUGGACGCAGUCGACGGGAAGGCACUCAACAAGAGUCAGAUCCGGGCAUUGGGAGUGGACAUGCUGCCCGGCUACCACGACCCCUACUCUGGCCGCGUUCUCACCAAGGGAGAGAUCGGCUGCUUCUUGAGCCACUACGGCAUCUGGCAAGAGGUGGUGGAUCGCGGCCUCCCCAGUUCGCUGGUGCUGGAAGACGACGUCCGCUUCGAGCCGUUCUUCCGCCACCGCCUGGAGAGGCUCAUUGCAGACGUUAAGAGCUUAAACUUCAACUGGGACCUGAUAUAUAUCGGCCGCAAGAAGAUGCAGAUCGACACCCCGGAGCGGUCCGUGAAGGGCAUACGGAACCUGGUGUGGGCCGACUACUCCUACUGGACCCUGGCAUAUGCAGUGUCACUGCAGGGCGCGCGGAAGCUGCUGGCCGGGGAGCCGCUGGGCCGCAUGCUUCCCGUGGACGAGUACCUGCCCGUCAUGUUCAACAAGCAUCCCAUUGAGCAGUACCUCGAGUACUUUGAGCCGCGGGACCUGCGCGCGUUCUCGGCCGAGCCGCUGCUGGUCUACCCGACGCAGUACACGGGCGAGGCCAACUACGUGAGCGACACGGAGACCUCCACCAUCUGGGACGAUCGGGACGGCACCGCGGCCCCCGACACCAACUGGGGGCCCUCGCCAAAGAUGGAGGGGCCCGGGGCAAGCGGCGGCUGCCGAACAUUCGUCCGACGGCGGAGGCAGGCAACGGUGGCAACAAAGGGGAGGCCGACGAAGCCGGCGGCACCAAGGGUUGGGAGGCCAGCGUGCCCGCCGGAGUGGGGGCCGUGGGCGGCGGCUGGCCCGAGAGGGGGGCUGGCGUCGUGAAAGGCGGCGGCGCCUUCGCCAAGGAGCUCGUAGACACACAGGCCGCUAGGAAAACGCUAGGUGGCGCCACGGACAUAGCCGACGCCACCGCCAGAGAUGAGCUGUAGCGGCAGCGGCGUGUACAGACAUCGUCGGCACGCGCACACACACACACACCUACACCUUUGCCGGAUCGCAUGGCAACAGGUGAUUGCGCACAAGCGGCUUUGACAUAUUUUUUUAAACCUGUUGCUGCGAUGCAUUUGUUGUUCGCGUUUGUAUUGAUCUGGUGUGGAAGGAACCACUUGGGAUUUAAAGAAAGUACCUGGACAGUUUUGAUAAAAGUGGACUCAAGUCAGGGCUAUGAUGUCGACAGGGUUUCAGUUGCAGGUCCGUUCUACCUUGCGGCUUUAAAAAAAUGUAUAAUUCUGAACUGAUAAUUUCCCCGGCUUGUGAAAAGGAUUUGAUCAGGAGGGGUCGUAAGAACACCUCACGUUGUGCAUUCAGGCCUGUCUGCUUCAAAUCUGUUGGAGGUGCUGUCACAGUAUUGUUCACUGUACAGCAGUUAUCUUGCCAGUCUGGUUGUGAUAUUGUAGUUUUGGUUGCGUGCGUAGCAUUUGCUGAAUCCAAGUAUUCUAAGAAAUGUAAUCCCUGUUCUUGCCUUUAAUGCUGAAGCCUCUAAUGGUUGGCUGUUUCAUUAUUGCUUUUGGCAACGUUUAUAGUGUCCUUUUCUUUUCACUUAGUUUUAGGAUGUCCGCUGUAUUAUUUGUAUAAACUGAAAACCAAAAUGCCUUAUUGUAAUAACUUCCACCUUGUAACAUACAUUAGCAACUCCAUUAGCUUUAUAACAUGAUUUUGUACAGAUUGCAUCUUCAUUAAUACAAAUUAACUGCCUCUUGAUGUUUUACGCUAAUACUAUUAAACGCAUCUCAUUAUCUCUGUACUGCCAAGGGGCAUAUAAUUUUUAAAGGAUAUGGAAUAAACUAAAGCAUGCGAGUACAUUAUCUAUACCCCAGUCGAAAGCUCAAUUCUCUCUCUGUAUAAACUGCCCUCCGAUUACAUCUGUGACCUCAUCAACAUCUCCUGGCAUAAGCUUUCAACACUUUCUCGGCUAACUACGUGCCAUAUCUCCUGAUUCACACUAACUUAAUAACGACUGAUGCCAUUGAAAAAACAACACUACUCAUUUGUUAAACUUUGCACAUUUCGACACAAAAACCCGGCAUGUGUUGCAUGUUUUUUUUUUUGUCAAAACGUUCGGUUGUUGUUUCUCUCUCUCCGACUACUUUGGCUGGAGUUUCAGCAGUGAGUGCAAAAUGCGCAGGCUAUACUACAUGACGAGACUAUGCUGUGCAUAUUACGUCAGUGGAGAUUUAUAAAAUAAUAAAUCGUGCCCGAUGCAGCUUGGUUCAAGCGUUGGGCCUGCAUCGGAGUUUUGUUUGCCGGUGCCGAUCGUCCGUGGUUAGGAUUCUGCAGCUCGUAUUCGGUCGAUUCCCCGCUUGCCGAUUGAAACGAUGGAUGUUCAUUUUUCAAAUGAACAACGAGAACAAGCCUUGCAUCACCGCAGCCCAGGUGAGCUGUACAUACAUUAGUCAAGUUUCUUACCUGCACCCCCCCGCUCCCCUCUGUAUUAUCUUAUUGUAAGGAGUGGAGGGGCAGGCCUUGGCAGGUGUUCUCGUUACUUGAAUACAAUUGAUCAAGAGAAAUAAACUUGGACAAAUAUUUAAACUGAUUUGCUACAGGGGGUUCACAAACUUACCAGCACUGCCCUAUGAUAUCAAUUGUUGAUGAAUAUUGAUCAUUUACCGAAACAAUACGUGCAUUGAAUCGCGUAUAUAUAUCUAAGAUUCGGUGUAUUUUUUUGGUUCGUAUACUUUGUAUGUAUCGGGUUCAUUUAAGACCACUCCAACCACUUGAGACCCGGUGACCACAACAAUGAUAAAACAAGAUUGGUCCUUCAAUUGAAUCACAACCUGGGAACGCGGCAAUUCAUCGAAACAGAAGGCAGGGAGAAUCAUUAUUCCUCUCCUGUGCUCAGUGCCUUAUCUACAAUAGCAUUGUCAGUGGGAAUGCGGAAAGGCUUAUGUAAAAUACUGUAAUAUAAUCACUACGAAUCUGAUUUAUUCGCUCUCCAAAUUGUGAUCACAAGGCUUCUGUGAAUAUCAAAUGCCGCUUAUGGAUAAAUCUAAGCAGAUCCUCAGUCUAGAUGUUAACAAUAGCUCUUUAUAAGGUCAUGUGAUUGCUGCAUAAAGCUGUCUCUAGGGUUCACAAUACUUUACCUGAAGUAUAAUUUUGCUAAAGAGUAGUUUUAACUUUCAGUAGAAGCUGGAUGUAAAUGCGUUUAUUUCAUCACAGUUCUGAUAUAAGCAACGCAAGCUUACAUUUUUGGUUAAUGUAAGCUUGGUGGGGCGGAGGCAACAGGGCAACUUCUGGUACAAGCACAUGUCAGAUAUAAGCACGGCUGGACUUGCGUCCAAGAUGAUAGGCAAAAGCGCAGCCCUGCAGUUGCUUUCUCACACCACUGCUGCGGAAGGGCCUCCACUAGAGGGAGCUCUAGAGAGCCCACACACUGAGUAUUUGACCUCUCCCACGCCAGCAAGAAGUUUUGGAAGAAGUGUGGAGUACCCACAGUUUACCCCCACGAAAUACAACUCGCCAACCGACGGAACUCCCAAUGGGUGUGCUUUUUUAUCCAGAUUCUGUUUUGACAACAGCUCGGUUCGUACGUGGCCUUUGCGGUGUGUAUUUUACGUUCCAGGAACUCAUUUAGUCUUUACAUGAGAAGGCGAGCGAAUGCGCACACAGGUGCGUCUUGGUUAAGCUAUGUACAAAGUAAUUUGCUUUAUUUUGAUACAAUUGUUGGAUUAAAUAUUGGACAUCUAACUAUCAAACUUGAGAAGCUAAAACAUGUACAAAAAUUAUACCUCUGAAAGAGAAGAAGAAUAUCCUAGAGGACACAAUAGCAAUAUGAAACAAUGACAUAUUUUAUUUUAAUUUUACUUUUAUUAAUUUUAAAUUUUUACCUACUUGACUUUACCGAAAAAACCUAAGAACAUAACAAUGAGUCAUCCAUCGAGGUGUCUACGAUUUUGUUUUCUCUUAUGGCUGUUUAAGCUUUUUUUGUAACAAAAACAAAGUUAAUUGUUUUCGGUAUGUCCAUAUGAGCAUUAAACAUGUUUUGUUCUUCCAGUAUUUUGUGUAAACAUUGAAUGAAAUAUGACUGUACAUUAUUGUAUUUCCAAAGCGCUGGCUUUCAUAACCUACAGCUUUAUCUCGAAAGUUUUAGUCAGUCCGGCUUUGGAAUUUAUGUUAAAUAGCAUAUUCAAAUUUCUACGCACUAAUCCUGUAUAACAUGUAUAACUUAUUUCGUAUUAAUGCAGUGUACGCGUGUUUAUAACUCAUUUCUAUUCAUUAUUUUGGAAUUCAUGUAUGUUGAACUUCUUUCACACCGUACGUAGCCAACCAGGCUAAUCAGAGGUGCGGGGGAAGGACAACAGACUAAACACAAAAAGCAGUUCUAAAGAAAUGAGUUCUCAAUCGAGAUUUAAAAGUGCAUAGCUCCAGUGGCUUCAUAACAGAAAAUUGGCGAAUUCCAGCCAAUGAACGUUUAUAUAAUCACCAACCCAUGUUAAGUGGUCAAUGCCUCUCGCCCCAAUUUACUUGUGAAUGCCUAGUUAGCCUGUGUAGACAUCUAAAACCCUGCAUGUGUCCCAAUCACUUUUUAAGUGUUAUUAUUUUACAGAAAUGUACAGCAUGCGUAAUUUCAAUGAGUUACAAAUUCUCCCUCGGUCACAUUAAAAGUGUUUUUUGUUCACCAUUGAAUUCCUACAACUUAUAUAAUUCCUACAACUUAUUUUUAUCGGUACAAAAGGAUGUUGUUGAAUUAUAGAAUGUGUAAUACAAUGCCCGACCAUUUAGUUUUUCACACGACAAGCAUACGUUUAUGUUCAAAAUGUGGUAGGUGCAUGAAGAUUCUUGGUUCUUUCGGUAAAGUCACGUAGAUAGAAAAUAAGAAUUGAAAAUGUAUUACCGAAAGAACCAAGAAUAUUAAUUCCUGCAGUCAUGAAAGUUUUAAGUCAAAAUUUAGGUCUAUGCAGCUUGGAUAUUAAAAAAAUGAAACUCUCAGUUGGGUGUUGCUCUCGAAAAUCUAAUUGACGGAUGGUUGGACUUUGGGUGCCAGAGUAAAUCAGCGUACAUUCUUUAGUUACAAAGAUGUAGAUCGGUGAACACGUUUUAAGAUUUAAGACUGCUUCUAGGUUACCAAAUUGAUGCAUUUUUUCGUUCAUACUCCGCGCUGUGCUUCGUAUUUUAGGCUUGGUCUAUGAUAAGACCUCGGUUUUUUUUUUAGAAUGCACGCCUCUUUUGAAGUCAUUUUGCGGCUUGUGAUAUGGAAAUGAGAUUACGGUUCAUUCCACAAGGCUGGCCAGAGCAGACGGGCAUGAAAACACAUCAUAGUCAGCUGGAAAGAUGUGCGUUCAGAAGUCUCCGUCAUGAAAGUCAAUAGAGUUUCGUUGUCAGGACUGGCAGAAUGUGGUGCACGGUGCUUGGUUCAGAACAGAGUUUAUACAUUAUACAUGUGUUCUUCCAUCGAGUGAGCGACAUGCUUGCCUGAGGCUGAGGUCGGCUAGAAAAAAAGCCUGCCGUGAACACUUUACCAUUUCAAGUUAAAACAUUUUUUUUUAUUUCUCCACAUGUUGAAUGUUGGUUGCAUGUUAAUUUCGCCGAUUGGUGAUUACGGCCAUGACAUCUCCGGAAUGCACCCCCCUUCAUCUUUUCGCACAUGUACCGUCUGAUGAGGUUACAAAUGGAACCGUCAGCGUUGGCAUGUCCGCUUUUUUUUUGCAGAGCAGCUGGCUGCAGCGUGCUCAUGCAAAUCGGUUUCUUGGCAGCGGAGAGCAAUAGCGUCAUGCAUUUUUAAAAAGUAAUUAUUGUAAUGCAAUUACGUUUCUUUUACAUGUGCAUGCAUUUUUAUUUGUUGCUGUGACAAUGGCCAAAUGAUGUUAAAUUGAGAAGGGGAAAUAAGGGAAAGCAUUUUCAGCAAUUUUUUGCUGCCUCUGUGCAGUCACGCGAUCAGUGAUUUGCAGCAGUCGGCCAUCCGCUGCUUUCAUUAUGACCUGAACGGUGCUGUAGAUAUGACCUUUUUAUGAAUAAAUCUUGUUUAAAACCCGAGGAUCACGUGGAAUUGAGCCCGUGUAACCCGUGCAGGGGUUGCGCUGUAGAAACAGAGAUCAAGUCCACUUACACCCACACACAUUGGUCCAUUGGAAGGUUUUUAAAUGUUAAUCGUGUGCCACGUUAAACGAAUGCGCCUAUUGCUGCUGACGUGCCUUGAACACUAUAGCGCUGCCCAAUGCAUGUGCACUCACGAGAAAUGAUUUCGGGUCUUGACAAAUCGAAACAGAAGAGCUAAAACUGGGAUACUGCUACGAGAAGGUCGUGGUUUCGAUCCUGACCCUGACGUCUGGAUAUUUGGAGUUUGCAUGUUCUCUCCGUGGUCGCGUGGAUUCUUCUCCAGGUAUUUGGCUGCUAUAAAUGUCCACGUGAUAAGCCACUUUGUUUGAGCUGUCAUUUGUGGCCAGGCCGCUUCUGAAAAUGAGCUCUAUAGAUAUCUCAGUGGGCCUUCCCUGGUAAAGUAAAAAAAAUAGUUUCAGAACCCAAACCCAGGCGAGUAGUGGUUUGUAGAUCGAGUGGGCAGGGAGACACUUGACCCAGGUUACCGCUAUCCGUCAAUCGCUCGUGAUUGGGGUUGCUGCGACCCAGUAAACACGGAACGUUGGUUCAAAGCUUCAAUCCGCAAGCCAACGUUGACGCAACCUCGCACGCUUGCUGGGGACGUGGCGAUACUGCUACGACGCAAUCGUCCACAUUGCACAAAUGUUUCUCUAUCAUGACUGCCGUGGCUUCUGAACACAAUAUAUUCCGAUUUUAUUUCCCGACUAAAGAUUACGAAAUAACGAGAACACAUUAACAUCCUCAGUAAAUAGCUGUUACCGAUGAGUGGUUUGUAAUGUGUUUUCCAGAGUAAUUGAUGUUCUGGUGGCUAUAUGACCACAUUCAUGGAGCUCGUUUAAUGAUUUCACAAUGCCUCGAAUUACUGACAACAUGUGCAUUAUCAGCAUUAUAGGUUGUAAAGUUGCAAUCAUUAAAAUAUUCAUGGUG
This is a messenger RNA of Lethenteron reissneri (Far Eastern brook lamprey), 8158 nucleotides long. RefSeq names its product procollagen galactosyltransferase 1-like. Lineage: Eukaryota; Metazoa; Chordata; Hyperoartia; Petromyzontiformes; Petromyzontidae. Gene Ontology annotation, molecular function: procollagen galactosyltransferase activity. The record is from RefSeq and is a predicted model, not a curated record.